CCACACAUUGGCGGUUGUGACGCAUAUUUGGAGCAACAGGGAGCCGCAGCAGAGGGAUGAAAGAGCCACAUGCGGCUCCGGAACCGCUGGUUGCUGACCCUUGGCCUAAGAUAAAAGCAACGAGUCCAGGAGAAAUAAGGGAGAAAUAGGCUCUGAGUGCCAGAACACAAACCCACCCUUUUGGACCCGAGUAAAGAUGAAAUUGAAGGCUAGUAUUUUUCUUUACAGCAAGCUACCCUUCCAUUUUUUUAAAGAAAUUUAAAAACUCAUAAGAAACACUAAAAAUUAGCAGGGCUUGCAGCCUGGCAAGCACAAGAAGACUAAUUGGCGCCUGUUUACAGACAGUACGGAGCUCAGCAGCAUGAUGAGCGCCUGCUUUAGAUUCCAGCGACUCUGUGGAGCUUCGCCAGGCCUGCAGAGCAAGAGGAGCACCUCAAGACAUCUCUUCACAAAAGCCCUAAUAUAUUUGCAGCUGGUGGGAUCAUGCGGCAGCACCAAAGCUGUAUCCGGGUACUGGCUCCGUUCUGUGUCCUGGCCAUCUUCCUCCUGCUCACGCUCACGGCCUCGUACAAGCCCGUCGUCGUCAUCCAUGGCCUGUUUGACAGCCCUUCCGACUUCCAGCUCCUGCUGGAGUUCAUCAAUGAGACCCACCCGGGGACCAACGUAACCGUCGUCGAUCUGUUCGACCGCACGGAGAGCCUGAAACCCCUCUGGGUGCAAGUGGAGGGCUUCAGGCAGGCCAUUUACCCCAUCAUGCAGAAUGCAGUUGACGGGGUCCACCUCAUCUGCUACUCGCAAGGAGGCCUCAUCUGCCGUGCCCUCAUCGCCACCACCCCUGAUCACAACGUGGACACCUUCAUCUCUCUCUCCUCUCCUCAGAUGGGGCAGUAUGGGGACACCAAGUACUUGAAGUGGCUUUUUCCGGACCACAUGAAAUCCAACCUGUACCGCUUGUGUUACACCCACAUGGGCCAGGAUUUGUCCAUCUGUAAUUACUGGAAUGAUCCACAUCAUCGGGAUCUUUACCUCAACAACAGCAACUUCCUGGCUCUGCUGAAUGAUGAGAGACUCCACCCCAAUGCGUCUGCCUGGAAGAGGAACCUCCUGCGGAUCCGGAAGCUGGUUCUGAUCGGGGGCCCAGAUGAUGGCGUAAUCAUGCCGUGGGAGUCCAGUCUGUUUGCCUUCUAUGAUGACAAUGAGACAGUGAGAGAUAUGACAUCUCAGCCGGGUCCUCAGAUUCCAUGGAAGGCUUUGAACAUUUUCUGGGUUGCAGUAAAGAGGUCUACCUCCUGGACACCUUUGGUCUGAAGACCCUGCAUGCUCGUGACGACAUUGUUUUUUACACAAUGCCUGGCGUUUCUCACACAAACUGGCAUUCCAACCGCACAGUGUAUGAUACCUGCAUUGCCAAAUGGCUGACGUAGCGGGAGAGGCCCAGGACGCUGGUGGAGGAGAGAGAGAGUCCUACAUGGGGAUGCGCUCCGUGACCUUAUCUGGCCAUGUCUCUCACAGAGGAAAAACUCUGCUACCUGUAGCUUUUCUAGGAUGAUCAGUAUUUUCUUUCAUAGUGGAAGAAACCCUUUUCUGCAGGAACUUUUUGGUGGAGGCUGGAAGGCACUUGGGAAUUGCACUGGGGGGAAGUGGGGAAUCAGCCCUCUACCUUUUAUUGGGCCUGAGCUAUAAAAGCUACAGGAAAAACUGCAAAAGAACUAUUGAGCGGUAUCUGGUAUUUGAGAAAAGAUGUGGAGUUUUAGAAAGUGGUUUGGGCCGCAAGUCUGGAAAUAGGAAAUUAAUUACAUUUCAAUGUAAACCAGAGCAUUAGAUGUCCUAUUAGCUAGUUCUGAAUCUCUAGUAGAACUCUAUGUUGUGUGGAAGCUGGCAAUAUUCCUCUUUGAAACGUUUGAAUUAUUUUGCCCGAAAUUUGGAAAAUGACUUUUAAAUUGAAGAAGAGCCUUUAUAUUUUUCAAGAGCUGCCAAAAAUCACAGCUAUCCAACACCUUUUCAGAAAGACGAGUCACCUGGAAUGCUAGCCAAGCACCCACCCACACCAAUUCAGAGAAAGCAUUAAGUUCACAGAAUUGUAUUUUAUUUUUGCAGCAUUAAGUUCAGUAGAAAACUCAAUUCUUCCUUUGCCAUUUCACUGGAGAAUACUGAUCACUUGGUAGCCCUUUGAUCAAAACUUCAUGGCAUUUUCAAAAUUAAGGGUGAAACUGUCAGACAGUUCAGUGUUCCAGUUUGCAGUGUCUCUUUGUUUGCAUAGGAUAGUUGGAAGGAACCUGAGUCUGUUCUGUGUGUAUGUGUGUUUGUGUAUAUUUUUUCUCCUCCCGCAGAAGCACAUUCUUAGAAACUCAGGAUGGCAAUGGAAGCUCGGCUUAGGCAGAGCCAUUCACUAUCUACUCUCAUUGCUGUUUAAAAACACGGUGAAACCUCCCACCGGCAACUCUUCAGGGACAGCUGCUGUGUUGGUUUGGUGGCGCUUCUGCUUCAGGACCUCCUGCCCCAUCGCCUACCGUGGGGCGAACUUGCAGCUUCACUUGUUACAGUAUUAACUCUUAAUUCUCACCAAGGUACAGCAGGAGUGGCAAAACAGCGGUAGAGUUAACGCUUAACCUCUGGUAUGAAGAAUGAGGCCAACAAAAUGCAACACAGGGCGCACUUUAAGUUGAGCUUGGCAAGCUUUGGGAGGGGCUCCUAUCCUUAGCAAUAAGGCAUUCUGUUACGAUGCGCAGAACCUCCAGCGUGAGGGCCAGACCCCGACUGCCUGGGGAGCCUGCUGGGCCCUCUGCAGUUCCAUGGACGGCUACACCUCUUCAGCCCCAACCAUCAGUUGUUUGGUUGCUUCCCAGCUCUGGGACAGCCCCCCUGCCCCAUUCUAAAAGGGCUUUUAACCUGUGAUGUACUUACGAGAUGUAAGUUAAAAUACCCUGGGAUUUUUGGUCUUGCUGCUUUUGCCCCAGCCAUCAUUUCCAUACCAUCUCCUGGAGUUUCUCCAAAAUGGCAUUUGGCCCAUAGGCUGGAAGAGGUUCUGCUUUUGGCCCAUAGGCUGGAAGAGGUUCUGUUCUGCUGCAUGUUGCUCAGAAAUAACAGCUUUCUAGACAGUACCGUUACUGUGGGGGAAUGUUUUCCCAAGUGUGGCGAGCAUUCAGUAAGAGACAUGAACCUAUCAGCGACCUGAAGUGGUUUUCGCUAUCUCGUGCUCGCUCUGAUGCAGGUUGAGUUCCCCUGCUCCUCUUUGGCCAGGUGUGAAUGUGAGAGGACUGGUUUGUGGUAGGUGAGCAGAGCUGUGUGAACAUUCCACCUGGGAGGAACAGACACCUGUGUGCAUACGCCAUUCGCAUACGUUGGCUGAGAGGGUUAGUAAUGUGGCUGAAUGGCUGGUGAACUGCGGGGUCGUUUGGCCUGAUGGCUUCCUGUCAAGCAGGUCUGGUGGCAACCGGGAAGGCCACCCUGUUGGAUAGGGUUGCUGCCCUUGGGCCAGAUCCGCCCUGUGGUGCUCCUCGGAGAGCCGUGCCCGCUUCCCCGGGCCCAUCCCCUCCCCGCCGUUCACCUGUUCCUCAGUGGCUGUGCACAGCUCCCUCUUGCCCCGUUCUCAAAGGCUGAAACGGCUCUCCUAAGGCAGUCUUAUUGGCAGUAAGAGCUUCAGGACACCAUCCCGUGAGUUGUACUCUUAAGCCCCCAAAUUUGGAGGCUGCUGAGCACCCUGUGCAGAGCAGGAAGUGUGAGAGGUAAUCUCUGCCUCCCUGCUUCCCCCACUCUAAGUACUUCACUGUUCUUGGGUGGGACACUUUGGAGAAGGAAGGAAGAGGACACAGGAUAUGUCCUUAGAAGGCCUCGGCAGUUAUGGACGGCCUGUAACUAAAGAAAUGUAUAAAUAAAUACAUAAAAUAUGCUGUCCCUUAGUCUCUGCAGCCUCCUUCCUGCUUUGCCCCCUGGAAUGCCCCCUUUCCCCCUCUCCAGUUUCAAACCUUGGAGAAGCAAGGUUCUUCCCCUGCAGCUACAAGCAGGGAAGCAGACUGGAGCGCAGGUUCCCAGCUCUGGGGUUGGACUGCAGAUUUCAGAAUCCAACGUUGGGUUUGGUCUCCCCAGACAGUGUCUAGGGACUAGAGGAUCACUUCCUGAAGCUCAGCUAUUUGGCCCUUCAGUUCCAACUUCCACUGGAAUGUUCCCCCCUAACCAGAGGUUUUUUAAAAACUCAGAUUCAGUUCUCAAGUUGGAAAAAGGGUCUGCAUUCGUGAUGUUGAGGAUAGGUUUGUGGGCCCCACUGGAAACAGUAGAAUAGGUGGCUGUCAUGUUGCUUUGGAGUGCUUGGUGCAUGUUGUGGUUUGAGCAGCAAGAAGAGGAGGCCCAUGUGCCAGUUGCUAGUUAGGAUUGGAAAACCCUUAUCAGCUGCAGCAAGGUUGGCAACCCCUGGAGCGUAGAGGGGGUAUGGUUCCUUUAUGUUUAAAAAAAAGCAUGGCAGAACUGACUUUGUUUUAUGGAUCUGUGAAAAAAUCAGCUCCAUGUCUUGUUCUUGUGCUGAGGCAGAGUGCAAGUUAGAAACAUCGAAACAAAGUGAGCCAGAAGGGGGCUCCUGGGCCAUCUAGUCUGACCCCUUGCUCCAGCCAGCUCCGCUCAUGACAUGCCCACCAUGUGGUUGUCCAAGUUCUUACCAUGAAUGUCUUUGUAGUGCUUAAAACAGGAUGAAAUAGGAAUCUGGUUUGGUUCGGUGAUGCUUUGGAAUAGAAUUUGGUUUUGAGUGGCUUUGGAAUGCUGAUGGUAGCGAAGUGGCAUGCAUAUUUUCAUUCACAGGGAACUUUUUGGUGCUGAUUUCAGGAGUGUGUGGCUGUUACCUCAUCCAAGGACAAUUGGAGGCUUCCUGCAGUCGGAUGGAGGGAGGGGGGAGCACAAUGCCUUGUCUAAACAGGUGAACCACUUAGAUGUCUGUUAGAUUAGAACGUGAUCACUAGAGGGUCGGUAUGGGAGGGGGCAGCUAGAGCCCAGCUAGGCGCCAGGUGUGCAGGUGGGCAAAGGAGCACUUGCCUUCUUUUGCCCUGCUCACCCAUUCUUCUUUAUGGACAAGUGUAUAUUCCCAGUACCAGGUUGGAGAAGGCUGCCUUGCAAGAUCCCAGAAUGCUGUGCUCGGCUACCUACAGAAGCAGCAGCACACUUUGGCUGCAUUCAGGUGGACAAGGCAACCAGCCUUUUAUGCCGAGUCGUAUUUCUCUCAACACCGGGGCCAGUAGCAAAUAUUAGGGAGUUGGCUACCCUCGUCAUGUUCUACUCAGGUGCUUUCUGGAGUAUCUUGUUGGCCUGUGUCAAGGACAGGGUCAGGGAUGAAAGAGGCCUUUUGACCCAGUGAUGUGGUGGCUAAAUUCCAGGCCUUCAGAGUUGUUCUGUUUUGCUAGAACUUUGACACGCACCAAGAGCCUGGUGCAAAACACAGAAUGAUACAGAAUUCUGAUCCCAGGGAUUUCUUUUGUAUACCAGAACUGGAUGGUGCUCACAGUCUUUCUACGCAAAAUCAGAGUUGUCUGAACUCUUUUUCCAGUUGCCCCACAAAUGAAGGGCUCAAGAUGCUUAAACUAAAACUGCUGAUCUCAUGGAUCUGACAAAUAAGUGUGAAGCAUGAAUCGCUGCUCUGACUGGACACAAAUCGAUGCCAACGAACUUACAUUUACAGAUGUCUAGUAUUGCCUAGUUCCACACUACAGAUAAGCAUUUUGAAAGCCAUUCUUUCAUCUGGCACUUCAAUCUGGCCGAAACAGGACAGAGAGGGAAGAAUACAUAGCAAAUAGGUUGCUUUUCAAUUUAAGAUCGGUUUGGCUUUAUUUUAAUGUUAAUAUGGAGCUUUUUUAUAAAUGGCUUUGGAAUUUGCAUGGAUAGUACAGUGAAAACUAAGGAUGUGUCUUCGUGAUACAUCUGUAUUGCUUUUCAUACCACUGUCACUUUCCCACCUCUCCAAAAUAUGGCUGUUGGAAACUGGAGUGUCCUAAAGGUGCUGAGAAUCUUCUCUUUAAGAUGAUGCUUAGUGCCAGUCUGAGAAACAGCACCCCGAGAAUUCACUGGAAAACAACAAAUUACAUUUAGAGCGAAGAUAUGUAUUCUGUAGCGCGGAUAUAACCAGAGGGGUUAACCCAAAUGUGUUGGCAAGGUCUCAUGACCUGUCAUCUUGCCAAACUGAUCUCUUGGGGAAAGGCUGUUCAGCCAUGUUUUGUCACAAAUGAUUAUGUGGAUUCAUUUGCUCUUUUAAGUAAAAGCUGACAAAAGUGAUACAGGAGAGGAAGCAAGCUGAGCAUCCAUUUUAAAAUGAAAUAUAUGGAUUUACUGUUUGCUAAGAACUAUUGUGGGUACGAUGCCGUUGCAGAAGAAUUGGAUGGGCAGGUUUCUGAAACGAGAGAGAGGUCAGCCUUCCUUGACCUGGUGUCCUGCAUAUACUCUGGGCUAUAACACCACCAUUGACUAGCCAGUUUGGGUUGGCUGGGGGAUGCUGGGAAUUAUAGGUCAACCCAUCUGCAGGGUACCAGGUUGGAGAAGACUGUAAUAGUUGUCUGUCUGUCAUAAUGCUCCCCCCCUCCCACACACACACACACACACACACUGCCCUGCAAACAUGGACGUUUGGUUUUCUUUCAUAUGGUGAAAAAGUAAACUUUACACUUUAGGAAAUGAUUGGUAAGAAACCCGUCUUCCAAACUCAACCUGAGAUGACCAGAGUGGGGCCAGUGGCGCAUGCUGCAACUUUGCUUUAGCAGAGCUCUUUCCUAGCCCUAUAAAGAACUUCCUGACUGGAAGUACCAAGGAUUGGAAGUGCUGAUAAUUGGAUACAGGGCCGUUUAAGAAUACUGCUAUUUUAUUACUCGUGAAGCCUGUUCCUUAGAAACCCUCCUUCCCAGCUGCUUCUCUGAGCUUCUCCAGCUCUCUGGAGCAGAGUGCAGCUUUGGAGAAUUGGAGGAUGUGUCCUCAUCUUGCAAAAACGCUGCUGAAUUUUGGGGGCAAGUCAGCAGUAUUUGUUUUAAUACUAAAUUAGGCUGCAGCCUACCUUGCUUUAAAGUGAAAAUGUGUGUUUUUUCUGGUGGCCAAGAAGUUCAGCAAGCUGAGCAACAGCAGUUUGGAGAUUGUAGCCCGGGGGACACAGAAAGAAAGAUGGGCUGCUGCGUGUGAACUGCCAUGUUGCCCCUCCUUGCUCUGGAAACUUCACAGGAAGCCAUUCACUUGGAUUUUUUCCUAUUCUGCUUUAUUUGCUUUUUGCAUUAUUGCACACAAUAUUUUGAAGUUGUUUCUGACAUAUGUUUAAUGUAGAUGAGGAAACUUUGCUUUAGUUUGCACAAAUUUGUAUUUUAACUUGCUGACUUUGAGUUGAAUUUGGGGAGAGGACGUGCCCUAAGGAAAUAUUUCCCAUCUGUAGUUUUGUUGUUAAAAUUGAAAGUUUGCUUUUAGAAUAUGUCAGACUAAGAACAGAGAUGGACUUGUCAUGAAGGCUUCAUCUGGGUCCUGGGACUUACCGAUGGAGGUGCACCCCCUCUUUUGCUGCCAACACUCUUCCAAGGAGGGGGUGCGUACGUGGUGCUCCUCCCCUUCCAGUGCCUGUCAUUUCACUCCCAUCCCCAGAAUGGCCCUGGAACGCUGUAACAUCAAAAUACGUGAUUCCAGGGGCUCUUGGGAUAGAAUGGGGGACUGGUGGAGAAAGAGUUUCACACCUACCUAAUCUGAGUUUCACAUAUGCACGUCAUGUUCUGCCACCUGCAAAUGUGAUGGUGACACUGGGGGAAUUUUGCAACAGCCCUGAAAAGUCAAUUGCUUUUGAAAGAAAAAUACGCAAUUGCUCUAUUUUGUAUACUUUUCUUUUGUACGCUUUUGUGAGUCAUAUGAGGGAGGGUUGUAGGAGCUGUGCAAGGCAGUGACAUCCUGUUCCAUGAAUUUGCCUCUCUUCUGAGUUUCUGAGGCUUCACAAAGUAUUGCUCCUGUGAUUUCAGGUCUGUGUUUACACCCCUAAGGGCUAGAAACUUGGGUUUUUUAAAGCAAACACUUAAAUUCAGAUUCUUGGGACCCUGCAUUUCAUCUGCUUGCAGAGUCAUGGGAUAUACACAACUCUGACCUGCAUUUCAUAUGGUGGACUUCACUGGGUGGAUAGCGUUUCUGUGAUUGAGUUUGCCGCACUGCUGCUCAACCCAUGCAGCAAACAAUUGCAUUCUAGUUGAUAAUUAGAAUGUGUAACAGAACGUUACACAUAACUCAGAUAAUUCAGCACGUGAUGGCUGUAUCUGGUACUUACGCUAUUUUGCCUGGGGUAAGGAUUAUGUGACUUGCCCCUGAACACCUUUUGAAGAACCAGUGCUGCUUUUGUGAGGAUACUUAAUACACACAACAGAGAGAUACAUGCAUGUUUAACUGCAGUCCAGACAUUGCAGUCUGGUUAUUUGGCUGUGGUCUCCUGCCAAUGAUUCUGCUGGUGCUGAGAUUCUUGAUAGAGAGUGGCUAGAGGUAACUUCACUACUCAGUAACAUAGCAUGAUCUGAACUUACCUGAGUGGGAAGAGUUGUGGUUAUGAAGACUGCCACUUUUCAAAAUGCCUUCUUUAAGCCCUGUCCUCUACCUUCAAGCCUUUUAAUUUGCCUGGGCAGCUAGACUGCUGCAUGUUUGCUUCUGUGCUAAAUGCUGGCUCUGAUAGCUUCUUGCUGAAAGUUAAGUUGGCUCAGCACAUUACUGUUUUGUAAUCCAUUAGGCAGGCUGCAUUAUCCUAGCACAAAAACAAAACACCAAAAUAAAACACACACACACAAUGGGGUCAGCUCUCUCUGCACUGUAUUACAUAUUAAAAUAAAAUGGACUGUCUUGGUGUUGCACAGUUGAGAGUAAAUAGGAAGAAUCUAUAACAAUGUUUUCCCCCUUACAACCUCCCUUUUAAAAGUAUUGUUUCUUGUUUUCCACUGCCUCCAUUCUAAAAGCACUUAUUUGUAAAUAAUGUAUGUUCAUGAGACUUGAAUGGACAUUAUAGCCCAUGUUCUCUCUCCCUAGGCCUUUAUUUUAUUUGUAAACGUUGGACUUGACCUGUAUUGCCCACACUGUCUCAUGUCAGUGUGCUUCAUUCUGCUUGUAUGUAACUUUCUUUCUUUCCAUGGUGGCGUGGCUGUAAGCAUGCCCUCAAGGUGUUCAGGUCAGGCAUACCUUUCCUUUACAGAGUCAAAUUAUGGGAAAAACAGAAAAAUAUUCUGCAAGUUUUAAAGGAAAGCAAGCUGUAUGCAGUGCUGAUGGGUUGGCUCCAGUGAAUGCCCUUAAGAAAUUUCUUCUUCCCCCAUCCAUCUCUCUAGAGGUGUUGUAUUUAUUUAUUUUUAUGAAAGAAAAAAGUAGGAGAAAAAUGCAUGACUGAUCACAUGGCCUUUUUGAAAACCAGGAAGUAGAUGGACCUCUAAAGAAAUGGGAGGGGGCAACACACAUUUCAGGAUGGAGUUGAACUCACCUAACCACUGGGGAAGCUAAUAUAAAUUGUUUUUAUGUUCUGCCUGUCUAUACCUUUACUUGGGAGUAAGCCCUAUUGAACUGUGUGGGUUACUUUGAAGUGUAAAUUUAUAGACUGGAACAUCCCUGUUGUCACUGAAAACAGGUGCUGUAGUUUCAAUUGUUUUGUUUUUUUGCUAGUUCUGGGCAUAGCACGUCUGAUGACUUCCUUGUAGGGAACUAGCCGAGUGUUUCACCCAAACUGCCCUGUGAAAAGUCUGCCUGUGUUGGCACAGUUUCUACAUGGGUUCUGCCUCGCUCUUUUGAGGUGAAAGGUUAAAUGGAGCAGUAUGGUCAGUUGUUUGAAAUGUGGCUGCCUCCCUUCCUACCUGAAGACUCCCUGUAUUUAUAAAAAUAAAAACAAUCCAUUCCCAAAUGGAAAA
Messenger RNA from Varanus komodoensis (Komodo dragon), 9857 nucleotides. It is a transcript of the gene PPT2, whose product is annotated as palmitoyl-protein thioesterase 2. The transcript has 10 exons. Bases 484 to 1308 code for a protein of 274 amino acids. Gene Ontology annotation, cellular component: lysosome. Gene Ontology annotation, molecular function: thiolester hydrolase activity. Lineage: Eukaryota; Metazoa; Chordata; Lepidosauria; Squamata; Varanidae. The record is from RefSeq and is a predicted model, not a curated record.